AUGGAGCGCAAGUUAUCAACAAGAGCACUCAAAAUGCGCCAUCGUCUCACCUUCACCCGAAGCAGUUUGACACGAGACCGUGCUUGCACGAUGGUCUCUUCCGGCGAAGUCAGUCCCUGCAGCAGUCGGCCUCGCUCCGCAACGAAUCCUGAAUCCCCAACAUACGGCGAGAACACGAUGUGGGACAGCAUUGAUGCCAGCAGGUGCUACAACUUCACAGAUGAGCUGGGGUUCUUCCGCCCUGCAUCACCGUUCAUUGAGCGUCAGAAUAUCGACGAAGACUUAGUGCUUGAUAUCAAACAUGCCUGCGCCCUACUAUCUCACAGCAUCGACCGUGGCAUCCCCAUCGGCCUGUCAUAUCAAAGUGCCGUGCCCGACUGGACAAAUAAAAAGGCUGCUAGCCAGUCCACCACCGAAAUAUCAACGUCCGUAGACCAGAACACCCUUCUCUCAUCCGCCAAGCCUAUCGAGCCAGCAACAGAUGCCAACACGGAGAUGCACGAUUCGGGCGUCGGCAUGAGUUUCAACUCCCCCCAACAAACAGGCCGACCAUACGGAAACAGCGUCUCAUCAGCCAGAUUCUACAACAAACAAUCCUCAGUCUCACCACCCCACAGCCCAACCUCAGAAAGAGCCCGUUCCCGCGGUGAAAGCCUAGUCCAAAGCCUCGCAGACAGAGGCAGCAUCCAACCCGACUACCCAUUAAGGCUGGCACGCUCGCACUCCUCAAGCCCAGUACCUUUCCCCUAUAGUCCAGACCAAGCCAACGACGAAUGGCGCUCGGGACAAACAACGCCACCCAGCCCAAUAAUCGAAAACCCGCAAACCGAAAAAGAACAGUCAACGGCAACGAUUACCGUCUCCGAAACCGAGAUCAACGCCUCAACCACCUCCACCACAUCUGAGACUGAGACACCGACUCCACCCUGUCUCGGCGAAGAAGGACAGACCUGGCUGCGCGCUAGCAAAGACAUUCAACGUCUCGCCGACGAAGAAAAACAAAAACAAAAGGAAACAGCAUUCAAGAAGGAAAAACCCUCCAAUCGAUUCUACAGUUCCAACGCCAACGCCACCUCCCAAAUCUUCGAUUCGCGCGAGUGGCUCACGAGGAACAUCUGGGAAAGUCGAGACCCAAGUAUCUACAGCGAGACACCAUUGAGCGCAAAUGCGAAUGGAGAAGGGCGCUGGGGGAGCGUAUCCACCAGCGGAGAUGAGUCAAGUCGCCAUGGGGGAUAUCCCGUUCAGUGGUGGGCCGGUCCGGAUGCAGCCUCAAGUCGGAAUCUGUCUUAUUCUUCGUCUUCGUAUCCCGUUAAUGAGUUUAAGCACCAGGAGACUGCUUAUUCGGUUGUUGUUCCUAGUUUGCAUCCUAGACGGAGGAGGGAGAAGGCGCAGCUCUUGUUGAGGAAGUUGGCUGGGUUUGGGGGGGGGAGGAGGAGGAGGGGGAGGGUGGUGCUGGUGUCGAGGUUUGAGUUUGAUAUGUUUUCUUGA
Penicillium antarcticum is the source of this 1488-nucleotide messenger RNA. RefSeq lists its product as uncharacterized. The transcript has a single exon. Lineage: Eukaryota; Fungi; Ascomycota; Eurotiomycetes; Eurotiales; Aspergillaceae. The coding region runs from base 1 to 1488 and encodes 495 amino acids. The record is from RefSeq and is a predicted model, not a curated record.